Molecule: messenger RNA, 3389 nt
Organism: Glossina fuscipes
Lineage: Eukaryota; Metazoa; Arthropoda; Insecta; Diptera; Glossinidae
Gene: Best1
Product: bestrophin-4
Exons: 8
Coding region: 692-2911 (739 amino acids)
Molecular function (GO): chloride channel activity
Source: RefSeq, a predicted model, not a curated record
GGAUAUAAUUCUUAGUGACAGCUAGCAGUGAUUGAAAGUAAUUUUAUUGCUUACCUAGUUUUUUGAUAUAAUUAAUUAAACAAUUUUAUAUAUAACAUAAAAUAUUAAUAUAUGCAUGGUUGGAUAUGCAGUGUUGCUGCGACUUGCAGAGAUUUUUCGUGUAAACCGUAUACUAUAGAGAGUUCUUUGUUGAAAUACCAAGAUAAACAUGCACACAUGCACACAAAAAAGACUAUAUAUAUAUUAUGCAUGAAUAUUUUUACUGAGACUUUACUCGCUAGCUAUUUACAACAAUAGCAUGUCAUUAAAAUGUUUUUCUUGUGAAAACGCAGAGUAAAAGCGGAUUUGACAUAUUACUCGGUUUUUGUUUUUUUUUUUUCUUUUUUUUUUCCUGCUAUAUAUUGCAACUUCAUAGUACACCAACACAAAAUAAAUUCUACUUACUAUACUCGAAAAGUUUUCUUUAAUCAUUGUUGAAUCGUUGCUAUAGCGUUAACAGUAAGACAAUGUUGUGUUUCAUGUAAAUAAAGCGCGCAAUUUACACAGUUUCGCAUGUUAUCCGAAUUGUUAAUGCUUCAACUAUAUAUGUAUAUAGGUUUUAGGAUUUAUUCAGCACGACCAGCAUAUUUAUUCUAAGCAAACUACUUUUGUGAUAUUUUGUGAUAAACAGUCAACUGACUUAUCCUCGAAAAUGACGAUAACUUACACAGGCGAAGUAGCCACAUGCAGAGGAUUUGGAUGUUUUCUGAAAUUAUUAUUAAGAUGGCGUGGUAGUAUUUAUAAAUUAGUUUGGCUAGAUCUCUUGGCAUUUCUCUCACUCUACUAUUUACUUAAUAUGGUUUAUCGCUUUGCUCUCGAUCCUCAUCAAAAGGAGAUUUUCGAAGCCGUCGUUCAGUAUUGUUACAGUUAUAGCGACCUGAUUCCCUUAUCGUUUGUGCUUGGCUUUUAUGUAUCGAUCGUAAUGACGCGUUGGUGGAAUCAAUACACAAGUAUACCGUGGCCUGAUCCUAUAGCUGUAUUCGUCAGCGCUCACGUUCACGGUCAAGAUGAAAGAGGUCGAGUCAUGCGGCGUACAGUUAUGCGUUACGUGUGCCUUUGCUUAACGAUGGUGCUGACUAAUAUAUCGCCACGUGUUAAAAAGCGUUUUCCGAAUUUGAACAAUCUCAAAGUGGGCGGUCUAUUAAACGAAAAUGAAAUGGAAAUUAUUGAGAGUAUGAAUAAAGGAUUUCCCCGUCACUCAAAACAUUGGCUACCCAUCGUAUGGGCAACAAGUAUUAUAACAAGAGCUCGUAAGGAAGGACGGAUACGUGAUGAUUUUGCAGUGAAAACUAUUAUCGAUGAACUGAACAAAUUUCGCGGGCAAUGCGGACUACUUAUCUCUUAUGACACAAUAAGUGUUCCUUUAGUUUACACGCAAGUAGUAACGUUGGCCGUUUAUUCCUAUUUUUUGUGUUCAGUCAUGGGCCAACAAUGGACUGAGGGUAAACAACUAGCUAACAGCACCUAUGUCAACAAAAUUGACUUGUAUUUCCCCGUCUUUACAACCUUACAAUUCUUCUUUUAUAUGGGUUGGCUAAAAGUCGCCGAGUCACUUAUUAAUCCGUUUGGAGAAGAUGAUGAUGACUUUGAAGUUAAUUGGAUGGUGGAUCGUAAUUUACAAGUUUCUUAUCUAAUAGUCGAUGAAAUGCAUCAUGAACAUCCUGAGCUAAUUAAGGAUCAGUAUUGGGACGAAGUAUUUCCCAACGAGUUACCGUAUACGGCUGCUUCAGAACGCUUUCGUGAAGAGCAUCCAGAACCAUCUACAGCCAAAAUCGAAGUAUCGGAGACGGCUGCGAUGCCUACAACAUUAUCGCAUGUGCGCAUCGAUGAUAUGGUUGGUAGCGCCGAGCCUAAAUCAACAGUGCAGUCUGUUAAUUAUAAAUUCCCAGAUAAUAUGCAGGAAGAGGAGGCAGAUGAUGCCAGUGGCAUUCAUUUUGUUGCGGGUAACAGCAAAGUUCGGCCUGGUUCAUCACCAAGUUUGGUUAGCUUAAGCGGCACCAUGUCGCGGGUAAAUACUGUCGCUUCCGUUUUUAAACGUAUUUUAAGUCGAGAGGAUAGCCGACCCAGUUCCACGACACCUGGCGAUGACACAUCGCAAAAAUAUCGAUUUCCGGGCAGUGGCAGUUCAGCGAGUUUGGUGGUUCAAAAUGCUACCACAAAGCCUACGGGUAGUUUACGCAUCACGGAUCAAGUGAUCGAAGAAGUUGAUGAACAAGCAACUAUUACAUCUCAACGUGCCAAUGACACCAAUCGUCCCAGCGUUCUUAAUAUAUUUCCUCAAGGUCCCAACUCGGCAAGCAACGCACAGAUCAAGGGUGAAUCAACGGCGGAUAGUUCCGCGAAAAACAAAAUAUAUAUGCGCACAUUUUCGAAUGUGGAACCGCAUAUAUUUCCACCGGGUGGUGUGGACGGUUUACUGGCCCCGUCAAUAAAUGCGAACACUGUGCCGAACACGCCGAUAGGGGAGAGUGCAAAAUCUCUCUUUCAAAAUGGCAGCAAAGAAACAGACCAAUUGCAAGAUGCUCCAUCGUUCAAAUGGUUUCUGUCAACUGUUGAAGAUAUGGAAAUGCGGUCCACAAACGAUCUGAUAGCCGCUGCCACCGCUGGCACUGAAGGCUCCGACGAUUUUGAAAGAUUGAAAGCGGAACGGGAAAAAGAGCGACUCGAGAGACAAAAACAAAAGUUUGUACGCUCAGUUAGUACAGCUCCAGGUGCGGAAAAUGCACCAGCAACGAUUGUUCCUGUCGUGGCAGCUGUAAUUCCCCCCCUAACAACUCUAACCACUGAAGAAUUGCCAAGAACUGAUUUAUCGUCUCUCGUCGAACCGAUCCUAACCUCGGCUUCUAAGUCAAAGGAGAGUAUAGUUGAAUGACCCAGAGCGGACUCCCUACACACAUCGUCAUCUUUUGUAUUUUUUUAUUAAGAAAUGCUUUUUCUAUUGCUACAUACGUUUAUACUCAAUUUAAGCAAAUAAUUUCCGUAAAACGAUAAUUGCCUUAGAAUAUUAGAAAUCGCAGGAGCCUUACUUCUAAAAAUGACAUUGUAAAAACAAAAAAUUAGUGUAAUAAUCUUGCGUACAUACAAGAGUACAAUACAAUAUUAAUUUUCGACUCCGACGUAGUCACUAAUUGCUUUACUCAUACUUAAAAUGUUUUUCAAAACGUAGCACUUGCUUGUUUUUGUAACAUUAUUGCACGAUCUUAUUAUAUCGCCUAUAUUUAUAUUAUUCGUUCUUAAUUUUGUUAUUAUUAUUAUUACUAUUUUUUUUUUUUUUUUGUUUUACUAAAUUGUAAGAACUAAAGAUAAGCAUGCAUGAAAAAACAAAGCGUUUUAAAAGUUAAAAGUUAAGG